AUGAAUAUGGCAGAAUCUGAUUUCUUUGCAAGACUUGAGAGUCUGAUCGAAUCCCAAAAUGAGGAUGGGAAAUCAGUCGAGCAGAUUGCUGCUGAGCUAGGAACACCAAUUGUGUCUAUUGGAGUCCUCGACGCUGGUACAACCACCAGCAAAAUCUACGGAACGGCACAGCAAAGCGCAAGUUCUCAAACUGAGCAACACUCCAAGACUUUCAACAAAGACACUCUGUUCCAAGCAUGCAGCAUAUCAAAACCUAUCACGGCUUUCGCAGUGAUCAAAUUAUGCCAAGAAGGAACACUGGAUCUCGAUGCUCCAAUCCCAACAUACCUCAGCGACGAGCAACUCUCCUGGAUCUCAACACCUAAAACCCUUCAUCUCGUCUCUCAGAUCACACUCCGCCACCUUCUCUCCCACACAGCUGGCCUCUCCUGUCAUGGCUUUGCCGGCUACCCCACCAAACCCCUUCCCUCACUCCAGCAAAUUCUCUGCGGCGACCACCCUGCCAACAAUGAACCCAUCACGAUAUCUCUUUUCCCAGGCCAGAAAUUCUGCUACUCAGGCGGUGGCUUCCAAGUCAUUCAACUCAUCCUCGAGACUAAAUUGCGGAAACCAUUCCAUGAAAUCAUGCACGAAGUCAUUCUUAAACCACUCGGAAUGACCAGAAGUACAUAUUCAUUCAUCCCCUCUUCAGAACCAAAUUACGCACCCGCCCACCUAACAGGGAAUCUGAAAUCCACUCCUGAUUUCCACCUCAUGGCCGAAUCGGCAGCAGCAGGUCUAUGGACCACGCCCGAGGAUCUCCUAAAAGCCAUCCUCGCCAUUCAAAAGUCUCUAGAAUCAGGUGACUUCCUUGAGGUUGAAUGGGCCAAGAAGAUGUUGACUGAAGUCGAGGAUAACAGUAUGGCGCUGGGGUGGAUGGCGAAGAAGGGAACGGGGGUAUUUGCGCAUGCAGGAGAUAACAUCCCGGGGUAUGUGUGUUAUGUUGCUGGGUAUGCGGAUUUCGAACCAUUGGGUAAGAAGAAGGUAGAAGGGAAGAACGACACAGUAAUCCCCAAGUUCUCCGGUGUGGCUGUUAUGACGAGCUCGGCGCUUGGCGGGCCGUUGAGGAGGAGGCUAGUUCAUGCGAUUGCGUAUUUGAUGGGUUGGCCGAGUUUGUAUCCUAAACCUGUUCUUCCUUUUCUGGAUAAGAAAGCGAGGAUUGAUCAGGGAGCAAAGGAGUGGUGUGGAAGUUGGGGAAAGGAGAAGUGGAUGCUUGAAGCGUGGGAGGAGGGGAUGCUUUCGUUGAAAUGCGGAUCGUUUCCUUCGAUUUCGUUGGUGCCAGCUGCUAUACCGCCUCUCGAUUACGAUGAGGGUAAGUCUAUUGACUUGAUUGCGGAUGGCUUGGAGAUGAUGAUUCGACUUGGGUGGAAGGACGGGAAGAGGAUCAUUGAGCUUUGGCAGGAUGAUGAUGUUGAGAUGCUGGAAAAAUGUUCAUGA
Messenger RNA from Cadophora gregata, 1476 nucleotides. RefSeq lists its product as uncharacterized. The transcript has a single exon. The record is from RefSeq and is a predicted model, not a curated record. Lineage: Eukaryota; Fungi; Ascomycota; Leotiomycetes; Helotiales; Ploettnerulaceae. Bases 1 to 1476 code for a protein of 491 amino acids.